Ceratotherium simum simum (southern white rhinoceros) is the source of this 2104-nucleotide messenger RNA. Lineage: Eukaryota; Metazoa; Chordata; Mammalia; Perissodactyla; Rhinocerotidae. The record is from RefSeq and is a predicted model, not a curated record.
CCUGGGGCCUGUAGGCCUAGCCUCUGACCCUGGGGCCACACAGCCCAGGCCUGCCCCAGCGCCAACAAGUCAGGGGGCAGCAAAUAUUUAACUAGACACAUUGAUCAUUAACAAGGGUAGGAAGGAGUCCAAACUCAGCCUCCCUCUGGGGCAGAGACCAGCUGGGCCUCAUGCCUCCUGUGGAGAUGCUGGGCCCCCGAGUCUGGUCCUCUGUGAGGCAGGGGCUAAGCAGGGGCCUGUGCAGGAACAAGGGGGCCUGGGCCUCAGGGGAGGGGAGGAAGGUGGACAUCGCAGGCAUCUACCCCCCUGUGACCACCCCCUUCACUGCCACCGCAGAGGUGGAUUAUGAGAAACUGGAGGAGAAUCUGCACAAACUGAGCACCUUCCCCUUCCGAGGCUUCGUGGUCCAGGGCUCCAACGGCGAGUUCCCCCUCCUGACCAGCAGCGAGCGCCUGGAGGUGGUGAGCCGCGUGCGCCAGGCCACGUCCAAGGACAAGCUCCUGCUAGCCGGCUCUGGCUGCGAGUCCACUCAAGCCACGGUGGAGAUGACCUUGAGCAUGGCCCAGGUCGGGGCUGACGCCGCCUUGGUGGUGACCCCUUGCUACUAUCGUGGCCGCAUGAGCAGCGCUGCCCUCAUUCACCACUACACCAAGGUUGCUGACCUCUCUCCAAUUCCUGUGGUGCUGUACAGUGUCCCAGCCAACACAGGGCUGGACCUGCCUGUGGAUGCAGUGGUCACGCUCUCCCAGCACCCGAACAUCGUGGGCAUCAAGGACAGUGGAGGUGAUGUGACCAGGAUCGGGCUGAUUGUUCACAAGACCAGGAGGCAGGAUUUCCAUGUGUUGGCUGGAUCGGCUGGCUUCCUGCUGGCUGGCUAUGCCGUGGGAGCUGUGGGGGGCAUAUGUGCCCUGGCCAAUGUCCUGGGGGCUCAGGUGUGCCAGCUGGAGCGACUCUGCCUCACAGGGCAAUGGGAAGAUGCCCAGAAGCUGCAGCAUCGCCUCAUUGAGCCAAACACUGCGGACAGGAAAAGCAGGAGCUUCCAGGGCUCUUGGGGACUGUUCUAAGAGUGGUAUCUUUCUCAUCUGAUUCUUGUGACAGAGGUAGGUGUUAUCACCUCAUUUUACAGACUAAGCAGCUUAGGCUGCCCCUUGGGGACAGAGGAUUCUUGCUGCCAUCCUAGCUCUCUGCAUGCCAUCCUACCUUACCCAUCACUCUGUGCCUCUCCUGUGCCCGCUCUGGGCACACACUCAAGAAUGCCUGGAACACCUCUUGCUGCCUGGGCUGCAGGCUCAGCCACCCCAAGAGCAGCUUGAUGUCACCCUAUUGCCCUGCCCUGCGAACACAAUGUGCUUCCUCCAUUCCUGCCCCGGCUAUAUUUAGCACUUUCCAUGGUCUUUACCACCAAAAUAUUCAACCCUUUCUCAGGUCUGAAGGGGGGCAAAUCAGAGAUCUUCAGAGACGUGUGGUGGGAGGAAGCUUUUCUCUAGCUACUUCUUAUUUCCAUCCUCACCCCUAGGUCUUUCCCACCCUACUCAGGUUUUUGUUGAAAUGCCCAGGUUAUUAGAACAUCACAGCUGGGCCAGGCCUGGGAGGAGGCUUGCUGAAGGCUACAGGCCUCUCGUGGUGAAUAGUUAUUAGUCGACCAUUCAUCAGUGGUUCCCAAAUUUUUAUCCCAACCUUUUUUAUUAUUUUUACCUUCAUGAAGCCCAUACUUCUAAGCUUUUACCUUCCCUCCAAAUAAAACUUUAUUAAGUAAUAAUUAAUUUCCUAGUUUUUAGGUAGUCAAAGAUUCAUCUAACACUUCUGAUCAGCAUGAAAUAACCAGUUGCUAUGCUAACAGCAGAGAAACUUGGUGUUUCAUUUUCUGUAAAACUCCAUGCGUGAUUUUAAAUUAUGACAAUAGCUCUAGGUUCCCCAUUACAAUGGAAAAGACUUUAGAGAUCAUGUUGUCCAGGCCCCUCAUUUUUCAGGCAGAAAACUUGCUCAGAGAUAAUAAGUUAAUGAUACAAGUUUACACAGUGAAACUUCUUUGGACAAGGAGGCAUUGUUUUUCCCAUGGGAGCAUUUAGAGUUGGGGUCAGGGAAGAGCGAGGUGGGGGGUGGG